UUAUUAGAAGAAAAAAAAAUAGUCUGAUCUAGUUCUGUGUUCAUCUUGAUUCUUGAUCUUGAAUUUUGUAAUUUUACAGUUCUUCAAGCUUGUCUAGUGGUAGUUCAGCUCGUGAAGUAUGUCAGAAAUGAACGGAAUCGAUUGUGUUUCGGAUCUCGAUGUGUGUAAAGUACAAGAAUUAUCUACGGCCAAUUCGUGGGUCAUCCAAAACUAUUCGGGUCUUUGCGCAGUACGUAAAAAGUUUCGAUCUCCCUCUUUUACAGCUGGUGAUGAUGAUUUAAAGUGGUCUUUGGAGCAUAAAAUCUCACGGAGACAGGAUGAAGAUUAUGUUUCCUUUGUAUUGCUUCCGGUUUCUGACGAUAAUUUUAAAAAGUACGAUCAUGUAUCUGGAAAUUUGAAAAUUUCAUUGAGCAAUAAUGGUACCGAUACUGGCGACUUUAAACCUAUGAAAGAAGGUACCUUCAAGAUUAGCUGUGAUGGACCCGCCCGACGUUUUGAACUGUGUUUUUGUACGCUUUCCACAUGUAUGGAUAACCGGCACCGUCGAAGUUUUGAUCGUUUACAUGUUGUUUGCAACCUGAAAUACUUGAAAACUACUUUAUGGAGCUCGAAUCCGUUUAAAACUAUCCAGUGCAGCCUUUCACGAGACCUCGAACGGAUCCAUAUCGAAGAAGAUUUCAGCGAUGUGACUAUUUCAGUUAAAAAUAAAAAUUACCCGGUUCAUAAAGCGAUCUUAGCUGCACGCAGUUCGGUUUUCAGGGCCAUGUUUAAAAGCAAUAUGCGAGAAAGCCAGAAAAAUCACAUUACCGUUACAGAUAUAGACCAAGAUGUUUUUCAAGAAAUGUUACACUACAUUUAUACUGGAAAGACGAAAAAUUUGGAAGUAUUAGCCUUCGAAUUACUCCCAGCGGCGGAUAAAUACGAUCUGAAAGAUUUAAAGACGAUGUGCGAAGAAGCUUUGUUCAAGAGAUUAGCUCCCGACAACGCACUCAAGAUUCUAAUAUUGGCAGAUAUGUAUCAUGCUAAAAAGUUAAAGACCCUCGCUAUCCGAUACAUCAAGCGAAAUGCUGCCAAUUGCAAGGAUUUCAAAAGCGAUGAAAUUUUGAAAGUCUUGAAAACGUCUCGUCCUCAGUUGAUGGCAGAUAUAUGCUGGCUGAAUUCUUGAAA
Molecule: messenger RNA, 1167 nt
Organism: Planococcus citri (citrus mealybug)
Lineage: Eukaryota; Metazoa; Arthropoda; Insecta; Hemiptera; Pseudococcidae
Product: speckle-type POZ protein B-like
Exons: 2
Coding region: 119-1165 (348 amino acids)
Biological process (GO): proteasome-mediated ubiquitin-dependent protein catabolic process; regulation of proteolysis
Cellular component (GO): cytoplasm
Molecular function (GO): ubiquitin protein ligase binding
Source: RefSeq, a predicted model, not a curated record